This is a messenger RNA of Rotaria sp. Silwood1, 348 nucleotides long. The record is from the annotation of a GenBank genome assembly. NCBI's taxonomy places the organism in Eukaryota, Metazoa, Rotifera, Eurotatoria, Philodinida, Philodinidae.
AUGAUUCGACGUGUUGUUGAUGAAUGUCGAUUUAAUCAUAAUUCAUAUUUAGAAAAAUUUGGUCUUACUGUUGAUUUUAAUGAAAUGUUAAUGCUACCAGCUCGAGUAUUAUCACCGCCAAAAAUCAAGAAUAAAUUAUCAUAUGAUGAUCAAGAUGUUGAUGUUAUUGAACGGGUAGAAAUUGGUAAAUGGUGGUUAAAUAAUCGUUUUAAUAAAACACAUGAAAUAUGUACAUGGGCUGUUGUAUUUAUUAGUCCACAUGAACCAGAUAAUCGAAAAAUUUGUUUACAAAGAGAUUUCGCUAAUAGAAUUCUACAGGUUUUAACUGAGUUUCUUAGUGAUCAAUAA